Molecule: messenger RNA, 34769 nt
Organism: Cinara cedri
Lineage: Eukaryota; Metazoa; Arthropoda; Insecta; Hemiptera; Aphididae
Source: the annotation of a GenBank genome assembly
AUGAUGUACGUCCACGUAUGUGACUCGAAUGCGACGCUCGCCCCGGAGGUUCGUCCGUCCGUUUUCCGUAAAUGGACACUCGUCCGGUUUGUCGAUAAACACUGUCGACGGAGACUAAUAAUACGCGUGUGUGCGGUUCGAUAAUUAAAAAAAAAAAAAAAAUUACAAACCGUCGACGGCCCGUGCAUUUCAAUCGCACAGGUACUUGCGUACGUACGUUUUAUACGAGACGAUUUUUUUACCGGACGACGACGACGGCGGCGAUAUUAUAUUCUCUUUAAAAUUUUUAUCGUUAAUUCUCAUUAAUCGGUAUUGCGCGUGAAUACAAUAUAUACUAUACCCAUUUAUUUCUUUGUUUUCCAAUUCUUUCCUGCAGCUGCGGCGGUCAAUAAUAAUUUUUUACUCGAUAGUUUUUAUAACGCGAUUGGUUUUUUUUGUUUUGUUUUUUAAGUUUUUUUUUUUUUUUUUUAAUUACAGAAUACUGGAGCUGAGAAAAGAAAAAAGUCGGGACGCGGCCAGGUCGCGGCGGGGCAAGGAGAACUACGAGUUCUACGAGCUGGCCAAAAUGCUGCCGUUGCCCGCCGCCAUCACGUCGCAGCUGGACAAAGCGUCCAUCAUACGGCUGACGAUAUCGUACCUGAAACUGAGGGAUUUCUCGGGUCACGGCGAUCCGCCAUGGACCCGGGACGGGCCGCUGUCCGCGUCCAAAAACCUCAAAGGUAAUAAUUAAAAAAAGAAAUGUUUUUAAAUCGACCGCGUCUGUUUUUUCUCUCUGUUCGUGUUGAUCAUUCUACGCGUCCGCAUCAUGUGCCGCACAACCAAUUAUCGUCCAAUAAUUAUCUCCAUCUGUCCAUAAAUCCGUCACCCAAUCCGCUACAUCUCUCGAAAACUUUCGUCGCGUCAUUUUCGCAACAUCUUUCCGUCUCGCCCUCGGUCUGUAUACGCCCAACGCGUUAACAACGUGCGACGAGAUAACUUCCGAAACAUCCUUUCGUUCGUGUACCGUUUAAAUAGCUCCCCGUUAUUCGCUUCGUCUCCAAUACUCUUUCUCCUUUAUUCCGCGCAAAUGUUUCGGCCAGCUACUCUCAUUCUCCCUUGCUCUAAACAUGCCCCUAUCUUUCACCAUCUCCUUUUAUCUAACCACUAAUCACUCGUUCACUUGCAGCCUAUUUCUUUCCCGACUAUCCUAACGUACCGACGACUGUCUCGUUUUUCCUUAUUUUCUGUUUCUCCUAGACUACACGUGCAUUAAUUUAUAUUUCAAAUCACGCAAAACGGUUUAUGUUAAUCAUACCAUACACCAUCCGUGUAUUAAAAUUUUGUCCAAAAACAUAGACGAGGAUUACAGUAAUGUAUAUAUGUACGAAUCGGUUUUUUUAAUAGCUACUGUUUAUUUUUUUAUCCGCGAUGUCUGCGCUUGUCGGCGACGGACGUUGCUUUUGACAAUCCUACUAAUUUGACGGAUUCGCGUUCAACCGCACCGACGACGAUCGUAUUGUAAAAUAAGCAUUUUUUUUUUCCGUUUCUUCCGGGUGCGCGAAUACGCAUUCGGGGGUCGGGAUAUAUAAGGAAGACACACAGAAAUAACUUUUACGCUUGACCGGAGUUCAAUUAAAGGGCUGUUUGGAAUUGUAAAAAAAAAAAGGGACCAAACUUAUAAUUUUCGGUCGUAUUCGUUGUUUUAUAGAGAAAAAAAAAACCCAAGGAGAAGAUAAUAACGUGUUCGUCUCGGUUUUUUAAAUUAUCAGUUAUUACCCCUAAAUACUACUUCACACGAACAAUAUGAAUGUUGAAAAUUAAUAACUAACGUACCUUGUGCAAAUAGUUUACAUAAAUUUCAUCGCACAUAACAAUGCGUUCGGCUUGUCAUUACAGAAAGACAAUUAUGUAUAGUAUAGUCGGUUAGCCAUAACUAUUGAUAUCCGUAAAUAAUAAUAAUAAAAAAAAUAAAAAAAAAAAAUAAUAAUAAUAAUAAUCGUUUAAUCGGAUAUUAUCGUUACGACAGAAGACCGUAUAGUAAUGCACGAAUAGCGAAUAUAAAAGUAUACAAUUUACUUUUGAAUUCGGUAAACGUAUAAAACGUUUGCAAUAUAGUCUUCGACAAUCGCAAUUUAUCGUUUCAAACGGUUUGGAUACCGAAAUUUCCAGCUAGACAAUACAAAAGAUUUAAACAUAUUAUUCAUGACGUUUUUAGAGGCCGUGGCCCCUGAAUAUUUCACCGCGGCUGGGCGAGUACGAAUAGGUACACCGGCGGAUGUUAGAUUAUUUUAAUUAUAUUAUAGUCUGUUAGACUGUUUACAAAACAUAACUUAUACAAGUCGUACGUGUUGAUUAAUUUCGGGAGAUCUCAAAUCUCGAGUCUAAUUAUAAUUAAAAACGUACCAACAACGGCAAAACAACUAACAAAGUACACUAUAAACAACAUAAAUUAUCUUUCAAUAGAAGUCCUCGGUUCCGUCAAGUAUACAAUUUAUUUUCAAGAAGCUAGAGAAUAAUUUAAAUUAACGCUCGCUUCGGCGGAAGUCUGAUAUGGAAUGUAAAGUGGCACAUGUCUCCCCCGACAAACGUUAGAACCUUUAGAAACCGUUUGUUGAGGUCGACUAAAACCUGUCUGUAUUUUCGGGAAAAACUCUACUCUGUCCCCCCUGAAAAUUACCGUAUUACCGUGUGUGCGUCGAAAUCCCGUACAUCACGCGUACCGUACACAUACAUCGUAUAGGCGGGUGCCUUGAUUCUCAAACAAAGUCUCGGCUGCACGGACAAAGAAUACGCCACCGCGAAUCUCGACCGCGGCGUUCGACGGCGUAAAAGCCGGCGCGCAAUACCGCCCGCGGUGCAAUACUCUCGAGUCGCGCAACCGUUAUUCGGAAGACCCUGUACAUACGUACCCCGUACGCUCAGUCUCUCGCAGGGCGCGCUCGGAAACGCCGCGCGUUUCGACCGCGUGUUCUGACCGCCGCCGCCGCGACUGCCUAACUCGAUCACCGGGCGGCACGUCUUUAAUUUUUACGAGGCGAUGACCACACUGCCGCCCACGCCUCGCGAACGUCAAUCAAAACGUUACCGCGGCCGCCGCGCGUAAUUCGAUUUCGCGCGUUUAAAUGCGCCGCGGUGAACGGUCAGCUAAAUUCGUUUACCGCGCCGUUUAUCGAAUUAUUGUCCGCGUUAUCGCGAACGUCCGUCGGGACCCGCCCGGGGCUGACAGAGUUUCUAUCCGUUAGCAUUAUAAUAUAACACCGUGCGGUGUUAUUUUUUCGCGCGUCCUAUUUUUCGACGGGUCCAAUCGAGAACACCGGCCGAGCGCAUCCAUAAAUAACAUCAUGCCGACAUUUAUUCGCGACGCCUUUAAAACGUAACGUUCAGGCGCCGCGGACGCGCCCGGAUUUGGCGGGGCUACUGUUUUUUCCGACUGCAAAAAAAAAAAAAACAGAUUUUAUUUUUCAACGACGCGAGCACUAUAAAAUGUUUUCGAUAUUUUUCGGUUCGUUUGACGAUCGGGCCUCCGGGCCGACGCGGCCAAUGUAUUGUGCAAUAUUAUUGGUAUCGACUCGGACGACGACGGCGGUAAUAACGGUAAUAACGAUAAUAAUCGUAAUAAUACAGCGCUGUACGAUCAUAAUAUAUUAUUAUAUGCGUAUACGCUGCGCGUCCCCGUGAGUCCCCGGGUGUGCACAAUACGAAUCUAACUAGCUAAACGUACGCGCAAAAGAGGGUGGCGGACGAUUUGGUUAACGGCGGCGGCUGCGGCGUUAUUAGAUUAACAAGGAGCCGCGUCCGCCCGUCCCACGACACGCGCGCAUAACCCCGCGACGGCGAGCGCGACGUAUACACAAUGAAAUUUGCGUACAUUAUAAACGAACACUUUGUCGCGACCGGCAAUUUGCAUGCGUAAGAGGCGCGAACGCGAAGCCGCUCCGCGGGUGGCUUUUUUUUCGGUUUGGGGGUAGUGGUGGGGGGGGGGGUGACGGAGGUUGGUUCUGCGCCGUACAGGUAUACGGGCGCGCGCGGUCGACGCAUCACGCGGCAGGAGGAGUGCGUUCCCGGGGAAAUUCGUCGGCCGCCCGUGUUUCUAUAAACCUGUACAUGUUGAAAACAGUGUUUUUUCAGGGGGUGACCGGCGGGUGUAACUCCCUCCACACCCCCCCGCCCACGCAAAAAAAUGUAUACCGCCUCCUGAAAAUGUGCGACGUUUAACUUAUUAACGCACGCGGUAUGAUAUUAUGUGAAAUCAGUAACGAUGGGCCGAUUACGAGUUAUCUUAUGGACAAUAUUAUGUACAAAAAAAAAGAAAAAGAAAAAAAGACGGACAUAUAUAUGACGCACGCGAUGAGUAAACCACUAUUGUAGGUGAGAAGUUGGCAAGGUAGGAUAUAGAGGGGAACUGAAUUUACGCAACGGUAAACCAUUGCUAACGAAAAAACGAUUCGGAACGAAGUCCGGUCAUACGUGUUUUGAAUGGCCGUAAUACGAUUUUUGUCGAAUUUUGAAAUUAAAAUUCUUAUAAAAAAAAUAAUUCUACAUUACACUCAAUUUUUUUUUCUGCAACAAAUUACGACCUAUAAUGAAUCGCAACGAAAAAACAAAUUAAAAAUAAUUAAUUUCGUACAUUUUUCAUAUGUUUUUUCCCAAUUAUUAUAAAAACCGCUAGAAGAAUAAAAAAAAAAAAAAUAUAACCAUCUUAUCAAUACCUUCAUGAAAACUUUUUUCAGAAAAGGUACUUCGGUUGAAAAUCGAAACGAAAUUUCUGGUAUAGAAGUUAUUAACAAAUAAAAAAAAAAAAAUUAACAAAUAUCAUUGUAACGCCAAUACGUUUCUCUCUUCGCUUAGAAUUUAAAAUAUUGUGGUUUAUGAACGACCGCAUUUUGAUUGGCUACAAAAAAAAAAAUCAUCGUUGAGUAUGUUUUCUCAAUUUAAUUCCAAGGUUUAAAAACGACGGUUAAAUUUAAAGGUAUUUAAUUUUUAAUUUCCGUCGACCCGUGCCGAGGUAUACCAGUUUUGCAUUCAUCGUUUCGCGGUUAAGAGUAUAGUGGAGAAGUAUCAUUAUUUGUGUGCCGGUGCGUCUUUUACACUUGAACAUCAAGUAGCAUGUCUCGUCAGCGAACUGACGGUAAUUUAAAACGCCAACGUGUAUUUAAACUGAAAUCCCGUUUGUCGAUGGCGAUUUGAUUAUCGGAUCGAAGACAGUUAACGGUUUCAACCCCAGUAAUAAUGGUGACGGAAAAUAACGUUUGCGUGACAUUUUAGAGCUGCUUGUUUCCUAAUAAAUUUUCUAAAAAAAACCAAAUUUCGAAAAUAGUCAACGUUCUCCGGCACAACGAGUGUCUCACUCUAGUGCGUUGUUCAUUCUACAUUGUCCGUUCGUAACGCAUAAUAUGCUGGAGCGGAAAAUGCCACUGUGACGGCGUCUUAACGAUUUGUACGGGCAAUCACGUGGCAUAAGUCAUAUAUGGGGAUACCUACUGAUGCUGCUGCACGGUCCACAUCUAAUAUUAUUGUCUGUCCGUCCACGUGCCGACGGCUCGUCGUAAGUGCCCGUGACGACUGGCCCGUGAACAUACGAUUUUCGUAAUUCAAAACGUUGACUAUUGGUGUUUUUAUUUUUAUCCUUGUCCCGCGGAUUUCCGAUUAAAAAACGCGUAAAAGGUGUUUAUACGACUGUUUCGGCGACUGAAAUCCCGCGAACGGCUUUUUUUUCCGCCGGACGACGUUGCAAUCGGCGCUGUAGUCAUUCGAGGACGCCGGAAAAUACGGGUUUUUUCGCCACCGAGCGUUUGCGUUUCAAAUUGCCCGUCGUCAAAGUCUGUCACAGGGUAAUUGUAAACAUUUUGCUGAGAGAACGUGAAACGAAAUUAAUUGGGAACAUGCAAGAAUAAUCAUACGCACAUUUUUAUAUUAAAUAACGCUCUGUGCGUGUUAAAAAACAAUUGUCAAACUUCACCUGUGACCCGAGUUUAAUCUGUAUCGUACUCGUGUUUCAUAUUUAGAAGACGGUCCUGUGACCUAGAACCAAAAAUAAAAAAAAACGCGUGUUCGACGUCAUCGUCACACUCUCCGUUAAUGGCGAAUUUCCGCGCUAAUUACAUUUAAUAUAUUAGGUGGUUAUACAUACCUAAUCAUAAAAAUGUUAUCGCGUUGCCCGUAUAUGACGUUACCCGUACCGCGAUUAUCAAAAACAUAAUUUCGACAGUAAACGGAAGAGGUUAAGCAUUUUACCCGCGUAACUGACACGCGAACGGGGUAUCAAAUUGAUAGACUUACGUUAUUGGCAGAAUAACGAUAACAGUUUGCGAUUAGACUAUAUAACGGUAGGGCAGAUCCAGAUCCAGAAAGUUCAAUAGGGUUCUUUGCUCCGCCCCAGAAGAGACCGCAGUAUACUUUUUUCUUGUAUUGUGAUAAAAUACAUACCAAGUUUCAUUGUUGUAAAUGACUAUGUCAUUCCUCCUGAAAAUCAAUGUCUGGAUCUGUCAUUGGCUACACUGUUUUUCAUAUUAUACUAUCGUAUAUGCGUUAGAAAGUGAAAAUAUAAACAGUAAGUUGUUAGGUUCUCCUCGGGGUUAGAACAUAUAGUCUAUGUACAAUAAUCACGUCACAGAUUUGAUUGGUAUUUAUACUCUCAGCAAAAUUACACGGAUUAAUUAUUAUUCUUCUGAAUAUAAAUAUAUGUUAUUCAAGCACUGAGUGUCAGAUUAUCCUAUGCCAAAAUCUCUCUGAUAUCUGCUAUCUGUGCGUUUUGUUUUUUUUUUUUUUUAUAUGUUUUACAAAUCUGGUUAUCCGAUUCGAUUGCCAUCGGAAAAUCUAUUCGAAAUUGAUAAUAACGUUGAAAAAAAAAAACCCGUUCUAAUUUAUAAUUUUAAAAAUAAAAAUAAAAUAUUGUUCGUACUCUGUUUUAUAUCCAUGUCCUAUAAAAAAAACCUGUUAUAUUACAAAGUAAAUCUCGACGCAAUAAUAAUAAUAAUUAUGAAAUAUAUAUUGAUCCAAAUUCGAUACUCUGUAUUAUUAUUAUUAUUAUACACUGUCUAUUAUAUUGGAAUAUUCGUGUUUUGUAUAUACUCGGUGUACCGGAGACAAACGAGAAAACUUAUCGUUGAACGCUUUUCAACGACAAUGGAAAACUCGGUUAGAGCUAUUUACGUAUUAUAGGUACAGGUAUGUGUAUAAUAUGAUAUUAUAUAGUAAUUCAGAGCUUUCUUGUUCGGUGGCACAAUAGCUGCUGCUGACGGAUAGCUAUCGUCGCGUAUAGAAAAGAAAAAGAAAAAAAAAAAUAUCGAAAAAUCAAAAUAGAAAAACGAAAUAGAGGGACAAGGACGAAGAAGCGAAAAGAACAAGAGACGACAGUUAGGUAGGUAGGUAGCUAGUAAUUCGUGACUCGUGUCUUGGACAAAAAAUGACAAUUCUUUCCACGGUUAUCAGCACGAGACUCGAGAGCGCAUGCCUAUUAUUGUGUCCAUAUAAUAUACCCACCUAUAGACCGCCAAACUCAUCUCUCUCCACGGUCAAUCAUCCGAUCAAUAUUUAAACCGUAUUAUAUACCUGUACCUAUCAACCGCCACGGCAAUUAUUUUGAUUACAGUCUCGCCAGCACUCGCCAGCGAAAAUUCAAUACACACAAUAUUCUAUCGACAUCAUCAUCGUAGUAAACCAUUGUGUACGGCCUAAGUACAGGGCAGUGUAUACAAACUGGAAAAUAAAAAUACGUUCGCGCCUUCCUCUCUGUAUACUGAUACUUUUCCGGUCUUCCAGCAGUGUAAAAAACACGAUUUAUGACAUUUCGUCGCGAUUAUUUUCAAUAAUUUUAGAUUCUAAGUGUACCGAUAAGAAGCUGUAAUAUUAUAGUUUUACGAAGAAUGGUUUUUGUCUCGGAAAACACUUUUUAGGCUAAUAAAAAUUCUUAGAUUUUGAUAUGCGAAAUUUCCGCUCAGAUAGUAGGUACUUUAUUUAAAAAAUUGUUCGUUUAAAGUUUUUCAUAAUUCACACUUAGAUUUUUUCGGGCAAAACUUGUUUGAUACAUAAUUAAACGAAAUGCUCACAUUCAAAUUCUUCACAUCCAUAAUCUUGAAAGAAACGGAAUUUUCGUCCGGUAGUACUUUAUAAAAAAAAACUGUUCUAGAUUCUGGACAGUUUUUCUUAAAAAUUAAAAAAUCUGAUUGCAAUUUAUUCCACCUAGAACAGUGUCCUACCCAAGGUGCGGGGUAUGUGUUGUUUCAAAAGAAAACCUGUGUCAAAUAUUUUUGUAGCGUGUUUUUAAUUAACUACAAAGGGAAUGAAGUUUAUUGACGAUUUUCUAUUGUUAAUAUAGGUAUUCGAUCAAAAACAUCUAUUCAGCUACGGACAGCUAUUGAAUCGGAUGUAUUCUCUAACGAUUGAAGAAAAAUUUCAACUACCAUCAACAAUUCAAUAAUAUACAGCAUAUUUGUGAUCAAAUUUUCAGCCUUUUAAGGAAAAUUGUGAUUUUUUUUUGACACAAAACCGUAAUGUCUAAUUUGUUUAGUCUUGAGCAUACACGAGAUUUAAUUAUUUGGCGCGUCGCAAUGCGAUAUUCAUAUUCACCGCUCCACCGGACGCUUUUAAAAUGAAUAAUAAUUCCGUGUUGACAAUAUCUCAAUAACCGUCAAAUUUGAUUAUGACUAUAAUUUGUGGGCAAUGCAAUAAUAAUAAUAAUAAUAAUAAUAUACUCGUCAAACAAAUCCGCGGCCGACUUCGCUUUAAAGCGAAUUAAGAGCGCCCGGGGGCUUGUUAUCAUCACAAAGAGGAAUACUUCGGGGUGAGAAGAGUUUAAAACACUACCCGACUGAUUGCCGGGGACCCGUGAAUAAACCUCGCGGAGCUAACUGAGUUAGCGGUGACGGCGACGGCGAGGGGAAGGCUUUAAACAUUCCCCUUUACUCUCUCUCUCUCUCUCUCUCUCUCACACUCUUUUUUUUAUAUUUUUGCGGUUUCAAUCAGCCACCCGCAAAAUAGGGGGACGGGAUUUGUUAAACACACACGCGCGUUACCGACUUAAGUUAAUUUGGAUAACAAAGGUACACAGCUAGUACACACACAUCCCCUUGCCCCUCAUCUCGCCCCGCACACGUGUGUAUAAAUACAUUUUUUUGCGUGCGUGUAUAUAGCGAAGCAAACGCAAAAAAAAAAAUAAAUCGAAUAAAAAGAUACUGCAAAAAACUUAUUUAACAAUAAUAAAUAGCGAGAACCGAGCGAUGAAGGGUUUCGGAUCAUUGAUUUCCAUCGGUUCGAUGGCGGUCAACACUUCUCGUGUUCGGUGAACCGAUAUUUUUUAUCGUAUAGUAAAUUGCCCACUGCAUGUAUCCGUAAAAUAUAUUUAUAUUUAUAUUUUUCGUAUUUUAUUAAACGUAGUUAAAUGUUAUAAAAAUUGAAAGAUAGAAUUAUAUUAUGCGUUAUAAUAUUGAGAAAAAAAAUGUAAUACUGGUCACGGGUAGGCCACUGUAGUUGGUGGGCAGUUGAAAAGGUAUACUAAUAUACAGGAUGAUUUAGGUGUAUACCGAUAAAUAAUAUCAAAGAAGAAAACGGUUCCGAGCGAAGUAGUAUUAUUAGUUGUACGUGCAGUCGUGUUUUUUAACCGUAGUCCAAUUUGACCCAGGAAACAACACAAAUAAAACCGUAACAUCGCAUGGUUGUAGAUUCAUUAACAUACGGAUUAUUUUUUUAAAUAUGUAUAGUACACUCGUAUACCGUAUUAAAUUAAUAUAAUACCAUAUGAAACCGUGUACCUAGUAAAUUCAAUAAACUAAAAAGGUAUGUUAGAAUACUUUUACUUAAAUACUUUACAAACCUGGACUCAAAUGAAACUUUGUACUUUUUAUUUUUAUGUUUUUAAAAUAAUCAAACGGAUUUUCAUUGCAGAACAAUCGUAUAAUAUUAAAAAAAUGACAUAAUUUCGGUACCGCUUUUUUGCAAAUCCUAAUAGACACCAAUGAUAUUGUGAAAAAAAAUGUAUAUAUACAUAAUUCAUAUCGAGAAGUAUACGCACUCGUAAUUUACGAAACUAAUUUCAUAUAAUAUUAUAUUAUUGCGUAUUUUACACGCACUACACUCGUAUUAUAGCGCGCGUAUUUUCCGUAAAAGUUGGGCAUUUUUCCCCUUGCAGGCCAAAAAGAACAAUAAAUAAUUGUUGACACCGCCAGGAACACAUGUGUGUAGUAUGUAGUCGUCCCGAGGGACGAUUCUCCUGCAGCAGCAGCAACAGCAGCAGAGCAAUACUUUAUGAUGGUUCCCGGUGGUAGUGGUGUUAGCCAAUAUUAGUAUUUUGGAAUACGAUAUAGGUAUACUUACUACGUGAUGUCUUCAAUGUAGGUUUCUUUUUUCUUUCUUUUUUUUUGAAACACAGAAAUAUUGUUUGAACGUCCAAACGAUUCAGAAUAACGUUCUACAACGGUGUUUUCGCACAACGGGUACAACGCGUCUAAAAAAAAAAUUUUUUUUUCAUUCCUAUGUAAUUGGUUAAAUUUUUAGUAUUCCAUCAAUUUUCCCUUAUCGCGUAUAGUUUUCUUAAGCUACAUAUGUGUAUUUGUUUCGGUUUCUCCCAUCACCAUAUGUAUUGCUUUAUACGAACGACGUCCUUGGUCCUCCCCAUCCCGUCUUUCCGUCAAUUUUUCCUUCGAUUAUUGCCAUCGCCCAAGCGGUCUUCCUCAUAAAAUGUCCAACUCACCUCUUUCUCCUUUCCCUAAGCGUGUCCCACGUCACAUUGAUUCCAAACAGUCUAUUUUACGAAUAACCUCCUAAUUUUUUAUCCUUUCUAUCCGUGAGAUUUUCAGAGCUAUUCUCCUGUAGCACAUUCCAAAAAGACAUCAAUUUUGGCUCUCUUGGCCUUAAUUAAGCCAACUGUCCAAGUUUCGACUCACGCUCUACGAGGAUUUUUUUGAUAAGAACUCCCUAAACUUUGUCUCGUCUUUUUGGCGAAAAAGUUCUCCACUUUUAAAGAGACCUUAUUUUGCAUACGUAAUUACGCCAUCCUACUUCUUACGUCCGUCGCAAUUAUUUCAUCGCUUGUGAUUUUGUUUCCUAAAUAUACGAACUUGAUAUAUACGCAGAACUGUAUAAUAUUAUUACAGCCAAUCGCUCGAUUAUUAUUAUUAUUAUUAUUAUUAUUAUUAUGAUACCGGUUGAUAAAUAAGGGAGAUGUGCAGUGCUAUUAAUACCGACACAACUGUACGGACGGAGACGACUGUUUGUUCAGAGUAAACGACCGAGCAUUGCUAAAUGAAAGUCGCGAGGGAGCUUAGGGGACGGAAAAUGUUUACUCGGUCGAGGAUUAGGAUGGACUUUUCUUCCUUUUUUUUGAUUAAACCGAAUACGUAUUUAUGUAGGGGGCAUAUUAGGACUGUGCGGCGUACAUAUAUACAUAUAUAUAAGAUGGUUAAUAUUUGAGGGAUACAAUGAUAUAACAACGAUAUGAAUUUGCGCGCGCGUUUAAUGAACAAAUACACAAAAACGCCGCGACAAUAUUGUAUUAUUAUGUACUUAUAUACGAUUAAUAAUAAUAUUUGUAUGUUUCAGGGGCCUCAGCUCGAAAUAGAUCUCCUAGCACUGUAGCCUUGGAACUGUUCGAACAGCAUCAAGGCACGCACAUACUUCAAGUAAGUGUUCACGUACAAGAAAUAAAUAAUACCUAAAGUAAUACCACUGUUUAUGGUCAAGUAAAAAUACAAUUUUUUUUAUAUUUUUUUUUUUUUUUUAGUCUUUGGACGGUUUCGCGUUCGCGUUGGCUGCCGACGGCCGAUUCCUAUACAUAUCAGAAACCGUGUCCAUUUACCUGGGCUUAUCACAAGUGAGUAUUUCGAAACGCGAGACCCGUAAACGCAAUAUACUAGUAUAAGUAUGAUCAUUAUAAACGGCGGACAUUAACGCUACAAGUCAAACAAAUUCAAAGUCUAAAUAAAAAGUUAAUUUUUUUUUAACUUGGUUAAGUUUCGCAGUACAAACAUUUUAUCCAGUCGAGUAGACGAAUAUGAGUAUACCUAGGUUUUGUUUUUUUUUGGAAAUUCGAAUUUACAUUAUUGUUAUUAACAUGGGAUUUGCAUUGAUCGUGUUACAUUGAAAAUACGAUUUGGUUUAUUUUACGAGUUCGAACGUUUGUCGCGUUUGUAUUAUUUUUAUUUUUUACAUUUUAUCCUAAAAGUAUAGUAAUUAUUAUUGUUCUUUUUAAUUUUCAUUAACUCGCGCCCAAGCAUUUGAUGUCAAUACAAAUUAUGCUGCAGUAUUAGUAUUAUUAUUACUCGCGUUAGGUGUUACAAUAAGUGUAUAAAUAUACGAUUCCAACGUCGUCGCGCAGCAUUUAUACAUGUAUUAUUCAUUUUCCCCCCUAUAAAUUCGAAAACGGCACGCGGAGUCGGACAAUAUUGCGCAGUUCAGCGCGAUAUACUCGAAACAAUCGCGAAAUACUUCGCACCCUCGUAAAAUGUCACGUUUAAUCAUAUAUAUUAAAUUACGGUUGCGAUUUAAACAAAACGACGACGUGAUUGCACGUAAUUAUAUGCAGCAGAGUCCAACACUCCCGUGCACGGGUGGAUAACGCCCAAAGAACACUUACUGUACUUAAAGUUGGUGUAAGUAGAUAGCGUAUUAUAAUAUCAUAAUAUGUACGAUAUAAACGACACAACUAAUUUAUAAUGGUAUACACACAAUCGUGGUUGUUACGUCCUCAGUUUUUUGAAUUUUUUUACGGUUCUUCGAUUUCUUAUUAUAGGUAGGUAUAUACGGUUUCAAGCGACACUCCGCUGCGUAACUUAUACAUAGGUACAAUUGCCACUCGAUUCUCGUCACUCCGCUUUUUUUUUUUUCGCCAUCGACUUCUUUUAAAAUUAAAUUGCUUCUGAUUUAUUAUUAUUUUUUUCAUUCAUUGUCACGCGAAAUACUUUUUUUUUUUUUUGCGUAUUAUAACGUUACCCAUUGUCUCGGAAUGUAUUUUAUUAUUUUUUCUUAUACAUCAUAUACGCGUGGUCCGUAAGAAUCGCUGUCAACCGCCGCAGCGAGCAGAAACACCGUACGUCCGUUCCGUUUUCGCGUACGCUACCAAUUAUAUUUGUGUAUUGUCGCGUACGACAUUCGGCCCGCCGGAAAACGAUCCGUCCCAGUCCGGUCGCAUUCGACGCGAACAGCCGCACCGUCCGCGCGCGAAAAAAACACAAACGUUCCGCGCAACGCGACCCCGUACGGACACGCACGGCGCCGCGUCGGACUGCGUUUUUUAUAACCCAGGCGAAACCGGAAAACUAGAGUCCGCCCGCUCUAAACGUGGAUCUUCACACGUCCUGUAAACUAUUGGUUUUACAGCGGAAAUCCGAUUUGAUUUAAAUCGACUGCGCAAAACACGCGCGUAAGUGUAUCGGCGAUCCAUAAAAACCGAGGGCAUCUCUUAUCUCUGUUAAUCUCAAUCAACAUCCGUCAUAAUUACGGUCAUCCGUCCGAGCCCGGCCGUUUUAAUUGACGAGACGAUCGCUUGGUCGCUCGACCCGACGCCGGCGCUGCGCCGUCGGACUCGCAUCCGCGAAGCGAGUUUCCGGGUGAACGGGAGUGUGUCGGACGGGCGCGGGCGUACGCCGCGGGGAGGCGAAUUUUUUUUUUUUUUUUUUAUUUUCUAACCCGCGCGACGUCCGUCGGCGCCGCGAAAACUACGCGUGACACGCGUUAUAACAGCCGCGUGUACAGUUUAACCGACGAUGACGACGAAAACGCCGAAUUUCUCGUCAGAGCGCGCGCGCAAUAUGUAACGCCGCGGUUUUUCCGCCCGUACCUGUGCGGUGGCCGCGCCCGAGGCGGUACGCGACGCGGUGUUCGCCGCCAAGAGGCCCGGAACGGGAGAGGACGAGGUAGUACGGUACGUAGGCGUGCAUACGCGGAAACAAUCGUCAGUUUCGCGUGUACGUACGCACACGCGCCCAGGUACGCAGACACGAGCGUGUGUAUAGGGAACCUCCGCCCAACCACCGGCGAGACGGCGUACACGUCGGUACGUAUACACAUACGUACCGAUACGUACAGUGUUCGCUACGGCCGCGUCAAAAGCGCAAAAACCCCGUGACUCCCUCGCCGCCGCCGCCGACUGUGUAUACGCGCGCGGCCUUUGCGCGUAGCUAUUGAUUGUGCCGCGGCCCGAGAGUGUACGGAAUUACGAAUGAGGAACACGCUCGCACGGCUCAAGUGUACGUGAGUCGAAUUCGAGUCGGGUCCGGAACCCGCCCGCGCGACCUUUAAAACCCGUCCGCCGCCUCCCCGCCGUCACCGCCGCCGUCGCCGCCGCGGAAGUUCGCGGACCGUGCGCCCGGGACCCCCUGCAGCACGUACGCACCUAUACAUACGUAUACGUACACAAUAUACCGGCUCUAUAAAUUAACCGUGUAUACGUAUUGGUACGCGGGCAACAACAGUGACGGACGGCCGGCGAAAGAUUUUUCACCGAAAUUCGCACACCGUUAUACGGUAUUUACGUGUAUAUAAUUGCCGACGCGCCGCGACAUCUGUCCGCGAAAGAUUAUCGCGAUCGUCUGCGUCCGCGCGUGUUGUCACGAGGCUAGGCGUGUCGCGCGGGCACGUGCAAACCGCAGUCGAACAAAUUGAAAUCUCGCGGAACGAAAACUCGUCUGGCAGUUGUUCUCGUCCGGGCGGCAUAGGGUUUACGGAAAAACGAUAGGAGGAUAUUGUGGGUAUAACGCAAUGCAGCAAUACCAGCGCCGUUUUAAAACGUGAUAAACUUCCCCGAGAAGCAGCAUUUAGGUGUUUUAAAUAAACACCUGAAGUCCGAAACUCCUAGUCGUUGAAAAAAAAACCGCGUUGAAUAAAGGAGGAAAACGAAGAAACGUAAAACGCUAUGUCGGGUAAGUCACGUUUCGGAGUAGGAAAGUCGCGUGACGGAUUGCAUGGUACUUCGGAAGGAAACUGUUAGUGAGUUAGCAACAGUGAAUGAAUAUUUUGCCUUUCCUCUCAGCCGUUUCUCUCACCGCUGUAACCCUCGGGUGUCUGUCAACCGGUUACAUUGGUUUUCUGUGUUAAGUAUAAAUUAUAACUGACAAAAUCGCCGACGACGACGGCGGCCAUGACACUCGCCACCGUAAAAAUAUACCCUGCUGAUAUUUAUCCAUCCCGGUUUCGUAUAUUAUAAAAUAGCUAGGAUUAGACGUUACAACUAAUUGAAUUGGUAUGUUAUUAUAUUUUAUCUGCAGAAAUUACCGCCCCGGCGUGAUAUCUAUAACACCCGCGCGAUUUUAACCCCCGGAGAAAGCUGUAAGAAACGGCAUUAAAUUCGUAGGAAUUGGAUUUGAAAAAUGUACCGUAUCGAAGAAAAUCCGUAACUCCGACGCCCCAAAAUGAAAUUAUAUUUAUCAUAGUUUGAACCGGCCGCAGGUGCGUGCAAAUAAUCUUGUACGGUUGGGGAAUAUUUCUCUAAUAAUUUUGAUACGCGUAUAACACGAAUCAUUCAACAUUUAGACCGGAUACGAGUAGUGGAGGACGUAAUGCGACUUCAUCGUUUCCCCUUCAACAGUCAAAAUUUUAAACCGUUAUUUUAACCCGUACAUCACGGUGUCCGAUCGGCGGUACCAAUGUUCUCCAUUCGAAUCUGCAGUGUUCAAGAGGAGAGUCGGGGCUGGUGUUUAAAAAUCCAAAUAGGUGUUUCGGUCGUUUUAGGAUGUGCAAUAAAGAUACGGGGAAAAAAAUCGCAAAACGGUGGAAAACGAUUGAGCAACACCACCCCCCCCCCACCUUCCCAAACAAAAUCAAAAAAAAAAAAUGAUAAUAAUAAAAAAAAAAUCUGAUUCCCUUAAAAUCUCCCGGGAAAAUCGCCGGAUCUCGGGACAAGAGAAUCGCGCGUUGAAACAGAUCAAUAACGAGAUAAACGCGACGGUAAAAUUAUUAUCAAUUUACGGAACACGUUCCGCGUUUCGGGCAGGCGGGAAAUGGAUUUACGGCGUGGGGUACGCAGCAAUGAGCAAAUAAGCCGCACGACGUGCAAAAGCGCACGUUAUUGUGCUUUCGACUGAACGUUCCACGCGUUUCAGGUGGAGAUGACGGGCAGCAGCGUGUUCGAUUACAUACACCAGGCAGACCACUCGGAACUGGCCGAACAGCUGGGCUUGGGACUGACCCAGGGCCAGGGCAUGGCGUCGCCGUCUCCGAGUAGCGCCGGUUCCGAAGAGGGCAGUUCGAACGUGGGCACGGCGAAUCCCGACGGUAAAUAUAUAUAUAUAUAUGUUUUUUUUUUUUUGUAUUUUCGCGCGGUUUUUUUCCUUACGUAUAAUAUUUGGACCUUCACGAUUUAUAUAUUUGUGUGUGUGUGUGUGUGUGUUGUAGACCGCCACACGUUUCACGUGAUUAGCCACACGCUCGCUCGCCCUGAGUGUUUUUUAUCGCCCCGUCACGCCGUAUAGAACACCGAAACGCAAUCCAAUUUAUAACCAAAAAGAGAGAGAGAAAAAAAAUAAUAUAUAUCUAGGUAUAUAAGUAUAGGAAAAAAAAAAAACAGGUCCGAGGGAAAAAUUAGUUCGGUCCUCUUUGGUCGCGACGACGACGGACGGCUCGAGGAUAUCCGAUAGCGCGUGACGGAGUAUUUUUACGAAUUGACGCGGGGGCCGACGACGGCGUUUCCAUAACAUUACGGCUCGGCUCCCGUACUUCGUUUUUCUAUCGCGCGUACAUUUUUUUGUUGUUUUUUUUUUCUCUCCUUAAUUCUGUACGACAAUACGGCCGUUCUUGCGCAAACACGCGAGUUCGUAUAGUUGUAUUUCGUAACAUGAUAACGGGUAAUGGGUAAUGGGUAUAGGCGUCAUUACGCACGCCGUGGUAAAAACUAGACGUUUUACGGGCAAAAGACGGUCGCUUUCGCCGUUACCAAAAAACACGUAGUAGUUUUUAUCAUUUUUUUUUUUUGUUUUUCAUUCCCGCCUUUUAGUUGUCGGUCGAUUUUUUUAGAAAAACCGUUAAGAAUUUCAAUUAAACCGGAAUAAGGUACCUAGGUUCUGAUUUCUAUAUACGUACCGAUAAUCCAUAAUCGGUUUUCACACAUAACACUGACCGCCGCAGCCCGUCGUAUAUAAUAUAAUAUACGCCUAUGCUUAUUGUUCGGAACAUUAUAAUGUCGGGUGGACUCUCGGUCGGGGCGGGCGCAAUGAGGAAGCAUGGAUCAUUAGUCUAGCCACAAACAGUCGUGACUUUACUUCUGGAACACGUAAUCGUAUAUAAUAUGAUUUCUGGUAUCCCAUGGCAGUGUAACAAAUAAAAUAAUAGAGGUAUACCUGUGCCUAGCUGUAUCAUCAAUAUAAUGGAUCAUCAAAACAUUAUCGGUUUUUUUUUUUUUUGGACAACGCUAACGUUAUACGAACGAUCGAGAUUUUCGAAUAGGUCACACGUGAGUCGUAGGGUAUACCAUUACGUAUUACAAAUAUUAUUUUCGAUGAUGCGCAAAAAGCGACUCGUAAAUUUUUAACUGUCGAAGAAUAAUUCGUUCACUGGCUACCUAUUUAAAAUUGUACAACGGAAGAGUUUAGCGAUUUGUGUUUAUGACACCUAGCUAAGUUUAAUCUUAGACAUUUAUAGUCGUAAUAAAACGAUACAAAUCGCAGUAUCCAAGUAACAUUUGCCCCCGAUUUGAACUGAAAAUCAAUAGGAGCCUUCUUCAAAGCCUAGUUGAGCUUUCGUUUAUAGUGAGAAUCUCGUAAGUUAAUGGUAAGACGAUCGUGUUUCGUUUUCAUAAAUACCCGUUUCGAAAUCAAAUUCCGAAAUCCUUUUUGUUUUGCAUACACUCCUGACGACUCCGUAUGGAUUAUUGGAUUUAGUUUGAUUUAAAUAUCAUUGCCCGCGGACACCGUUAUAACACGUACAAGUCGAUCGAAAGUAAAUACGCAUUGUCACUGCUGGACCGCAAUGCACGGAGGUCACUCUUCUACGGCUGCGCAACGCAUAAUAUAAAUCGGACAUUUAUUUGUAAUAUUAUUUUCAGUUUCGUCGGUGAUGUCGCUGUCCAGCACGAACGCGUACAAAGGCUUGGACAGAGCGUUUUGCAUUCGAAUGAAGUCCACGCUGACCAAACGCGGUUGUCAUUUCAAAUCAUCCGGAUAUAGGGUGAGUGUGCACGUGUACAUGUAAUAUAUAUUUAAACCUCGUACACUUCUAAUACGGAUAUUAUUAUGCCGCCGCCUGUCCGGGGUGCGCGCGGGAAUUGUCCGUUUUCGUUGCAUUUUCUUAUCCCAUUAUAUGUAUUAUAUACAGUGUGCGUACGAUGAGAAUUCCCUUGUUUUUCCGAGGGGGAGUCGCGCGUAAUUUUCAAACCGGAAUCGAAGUAAAGGGUUGUGUAUGAGUGUGAUUAUAAAGCUCGAGAGGACCGCGGAUGAGUAAUGCGCGUCGCACCGGCUAUUAUUGUGCACCGCGUCGCGAUGACGGCGAGUUGCGGAUCGACCGCGGCGGGAACGUUCCGUUAAAUUUUUGCCGUACGGGUCUGUAGGUACGGUUACGAUUGCCUUACCGAGCAACAAUAAUAAUAUAAUUGUCGCCUGCGACUUUUACCGCUGCCGUAAAUCGACCGGAUCCGUCUUCGGGUGCGGGGAGUUGGUUCGAAACAACGCCGCGCGCGAUAAUUAUAUUGGAAAACACGAACAGUUGUUUGGACGAGCCGCGGUACAGCCCCGGCGAAACCGCAGGGGAACGCGAAAUCGAGACGAGGUGUGCGUAGGAGCGCGGCUGUUGCAAGGGUUGAAGGAACGCCCGACCCCAUCGGAAACGGAUGAUUCAUUGAAACCGCUAAAAAUUAGUACUUUUGUUCGAGGCACUCGACGGUUUUAAUCGGAUGAUACGUUUUCGCGGGCGCCCGGAGCGUUUGUUUUCGAUCCGCCGUUAACUACGUAACAACACACCGGUGGCGGUUUACGGGACUUUUCAUUUUGUGGCAAGGGCCCUUCGAUAUUAACGCACGAUACAUUUAACAUACGAAAACUAUUCGUCAAUUUAUUUCAUUCUACUCGGGUACACGUUAAUUUUACUGUAACAGAAAAUCCACUUUUCGUGGUCUGAACCCGAGGUGUCUGGGGGGUGGGGGUCCGGAGGCCCCCGCAAAACCGCCGCUGAACUACACAAUACGCAUAGCUUAUAGGCGGAAUGCACCGGAAUGAGAAAACAAUAUACAAGCCACCCGAAAAAAAAAUCGUAAAUAAAUAAAUAACAGACUGCGGCGAUCGGACGUGCAUACAAUAUUAUGCAUCGAACGAAUAUUGUACUUGCCUUGAGAAUAUAUAAAAAAAAUUUUUUUUUUUUAUUUUUCAAUAUAAUAUUAUACGCGAGAGCGUUCGCGUAUCGUUGGACGACAAACGACUAUUAUCAUUUUAGCGAACACCGCAGUCGACGGUGCAUAAUAAAACGUACAUAAUUUAGCAACUUGUAUCACCGCAGAGUUGACCACCGCGCGUAUAUUUAUACAAAUGCGCGUACGUGUAGUUACACGUGUGGCGACAAUGGCACAUUAUUAUAAAGAGAAAGCUAAAACGAUAAAAUUACAUUAAUAAUUAAUGUAUCACACUAUUAUACCAUAAUGAAAACGAUAUUAUGAAGUUGCGAUAACGUGUAAAUACGACUGGGUGUUAUAGUAGUUUUUAUUAUUAUUAUUAUUAUUUUUGUUUUUUUUUUUUUGAUUUACGCAUCAAGAGUUCCAUAUAUUACACUGUACAGUCGAUAUUAAACACAAAAAAUAAAACAAAACGAAUCGAUUUCGAUCGAUGAGCUGUCAGUUUUACAAAUUGCAUUAUUUCAAUACAAAUACCAAGAGAUUAUAGGUAUCCAGCAGUAACCCCAUAAAAAUCCCGUGUAAGUUCACGUUUGUAAACGCGAAAAAUAUACCGUUAGACCGCGGUCGUUUUCAACUGCUUCAACAAACAGUUUUUUCUCGCGUGAUCAGAAAACCGAACGAUUAAAAAGUGUGAAUAGAAAUUGAAGUUUAUUGAAAAUUCGGUUUUGAGAUGUUAUCGCGAUCUCCCAUCUGUGUACGUUUAAAACCGUCAAAUACGUGCUAGCACCGGUGUCGUGUUUGUGGUUAGUUUUUCAUUUAUUGUAACGAAAAAAAAUUGCAAGAAAUUAAAAAAAAAUAUCACAUAUGUAUUCAGUGCGCCGACUAGACUAACCCCCCCCCCUCCGUCUUUGUCGGUUUACGAUCGGACAAAAUCUUUUGGUCGAAAACUUGUUUACGGAAAAAAAACCAUCACAUCAUGUAUAGUAAAACAAAUUAAUCUAAACGAUAAUUUUAAAAAAAUUUUUUUAAUAAUAGGUACAUAACUCUUUUUUUUGUGUAUAACAAAAUAACAAAACAAAUUACAAAAUAUAACAACAGUUCAAAUAUAAACCAAAGGAUCAUCCGAAAUAUCCGUGUACCUUGUGGUUCACCUAAUUACCGUUACCAUCGGGUAUAACCCCCGACUUGUGUUUAGGGUGUAAUUUUCUCCGAGAUUUCUGGUUGACUUCCGAUGGACCCAAAACAACACAACAAGAUCAGUUUAAACAACCGUGGAUAAUUAUCUAUACACUUGGGUACUUGGGUCCUGCCUGUAAAUCCUACCGUUUCUCGUUUUUUUUUUUUCAUUAAUUUAACAAUCGCAUAUAUAUAUACGGAUAUGUGAAUGAUUUUUAGGUAUUUUUUUUUUAUAUAUAUAUAUAUAUAUAUAGACGAACAGUUCUAUAAUCGGUUUUCUAACGUCUGGUUCUUUUUAUGGUUUUUUUUUUUCUUUCUUUUAAAUGAUCCUAAUUAAUUAUAGUUUGACCCGUGAACCGUCGGAGGCCGUAGAGGGAGGACGACACCCGAUAAAAUAUAGUUUGCACUGAAUAAUUUAUAAUAUACCGAUAAGAACAAUAGAAUACACGAUUCAAUAAUAAUAAUAAUAAUAAUAAUAAUAAUUGUGCGUGUCGCUCUGCGGUCGAUCUUUUUGUUCGGAGUGUAAAAAAGAUAGAUAAAAGAAAAAAAAAACACUACGACGCGACACUUUGUUGUGUACAGUGUAGUGUAUAUAGGUGUAGUGAUAAUUCGAUUCACGGUAGGGGAACAGUAAAUUCUAGCGUGAAACGUCCGAAAAAAAAAAAACCUACCGACGUUACGAGCGAACGUUUAAAAUAAUAUUUAAUAUCAAACUCAUAUGUAUAUUUAUAUAUACACAGUAGUGAACCGAAAAUUGAAUGACCGGUGUACAGUAUAGGUACCUAUAUAUAUACUGCGGGCACUAUAACCUAUAGGCGGACAGCCGACUUGAGACGAUCGCCAGGACGUACAAAUCAUAUCGCUAACCGUGAUCGUGAUGAGUGUACGAGAGACGAACGCCUUGUUUUUUUUUUUUUUGUUUUUUUAUGUCAUUUACGUGUCAGAACUGUUGAUGAUGUCGCGUUAACCACCGUUUUUUUUUUCACACGCCACUAUAAGUAUAUAAUAUAAUACCACUGUAACGCAGCCUGCGUUACAAUAAUAUACUACCCGUACUACGGUAUCCCCGUACCAUAUAAUAUUAUAUCAACAUUAUACAGGUACGCGACGAUAUGAAGGCGAUUAUAAAAACCCGUCGACAAGUACGAUAAAUAAUUUAUUACACUUACGUAUAUGUAAUAUUUAUCUUACGACGACCAUUAGUUUUUAAUUUGUCCGGGUUUCCUACUGUCGUUAUGUUUGGUUUUUUUUUUCUUUUAUUUCUACUCGACGCUAGUAUUUAUUUAUUUUUUCAUCCCGACGAUGUGCCUUGUGUUAUUGUACAUACAGGUGGUGCUGUUGAUCUGCAGACUGAGGCCGCAGUACACGUUUUCGCACAACCGGAAGUGCGCUCCUCCGCUUCUGGGGGCCGUGUCGCUGGCCAUCGCCCUGCCGCCGCCCAGCGUGCACGAAAUCCGACUGGAGACCGACAUGUUCGUCACCAGACUGUACUUCGACUUCCGGAUAGCCCAUUGCGAACCGAGGUGAGUUUGCGAUUAUCGCGUGUACCGGUAAAACUGCGAAACGAUUGUCCGAUAAUCGGACAAUCUAUUAUCAUUAGUUACACGAGGACGUUGUAGUUUUAAAAACACGUUUCCGUCGAACCCAACCGCAGUAAUAAUAUAACACACGUACAUUGUAAUGAUGUCGCCGUCUUUGGUUUUGAAUCGCAGGGUUGCGGAAAUAUUGGACUACACGGCCGACGAAUUGACCGGCAUGAACAUGUACACGCUGUGUCACGGCGAGGACGUGGGCAAACUCCGAAAAUGUCACUUAGACCGUAAGUACACUCUAUUAACGAACGUCAAUUAAUUUCCAAGUCCAUUUCUCGAUCGAAAUCGAAGUUGCGAGAUGGUUCCCUUUGAGUGAUACGUAACUUUUUGUCGAUAGUAUUUUUUCACCGCCUCUGCGGCUUAUUAACUCGCGGUCAAAUUUAUAUUUUUCGAGAAAACUUUGAUAAACCAAACUUUCUGGUAAUAUAACACAGUCAAGUCCGGAGUAUUACAUUUCUAAAAACGGUUUCCUUUACUGCCACAGAAAAUACGACCCAUGUCCAAAUGUUUAGACUCGGAUCUUUUGUCAGUGUAACGAUGUUAUCCGGUAUCUAAUCUAUUUGAUCUGGGAAAUCUGGACUUUGACGAUUAAAUUAUGAUUUCGCCAGACGAAUAAAAUAAUAUACAAUAUCAUAACAUGUAUAGAGACGUUAGGAUUUCGGUUAUCUUUCAGUUAGCGAGCGUUGGCGUAGCAACGAACCAAUAGUUACUUACUUCCAUAAAUCUAUAAUUCUCACAGUGUCCGGGUAUUGAAACCCGUUAUUUUAUGUGAAACAUGAAAUCUGAGCAUAAAAACGGUUUGAGAGGGGAUCGAAGGUCGAAACCACCAAAGGGCGUAUCCAUGAUACGUAUACACGGUGCGUAUACAAAAUAAAACCUGGUCUCAUUUGGAGGGUCUGUAGGGGUGUAUAAAGAUAAAAAAAAAAAAAACAAUACAACUUCCUCCCGUAACUACAUAGUGAUAGGUUAAUGUGUGAUUCGGCCGGAAUGUUAUCACAUUAAUUGAUCUACAAAAAGAAAAAAAAAACGUCCAAUUUAGCCCUGUUGGUCUAAUGGGAGUCGCUAAACGUGUCCAAAAGUACCGGGAAAAACACAGUGCAAUGCAAAAUCAGGCGCAAUAAUCUUUAUUUUCCGGGGAACAUACGACAAAAAACGUAUGAACAAUUUCACACAUUCGAUAGAAAAUCCUUAACAGUUUUUCUUCCGACAUGCUACGGCCGCGUUUCCGCGGUCGCUGAAAACUCCCCCGGAACCAUUCACGCCGCGCACACAACGUGUACCGCGUUAAAACGUACGGGUUUUCCGACGAUAUGCGAAACGUUUUCGCCAGUCGGCGGCCCGGCGCACCGAGGGUCCCUGGAGCGUUUCGCUUUUAGGGGUCGCCGUGCAGACGUGAAAACUGAAGAGGCCGCGGUAAUCAACGCGAUGUUGCAGGCUCGGACGCCGGUAUUAUCGGCCGACCGUAUUGCGUAGACAAAUGACAAUGGAUUUGGCGGCGACGUGAAUUUCCGCGGCAUUUUAGUUUCCGGUAAAAUAUCGGCGCGCGUACAUGUACACUGGCUCGCGCGAAUUACCGCGGUAAAUGCCGAUCAAUUAUCGUUCGACCGCAACGGUCGCGGGUCGCUAAGGCCUAAACAGUACAGCGCGUGUAUUUACGUGUAGUUACGCAUUCGUCUGUGCGCCGAAAGACCGCCGGCACAGUCAAAAUGGUGACGGCCCCGACACCGGUUGUCUUUUGAGCCGCGGUGUCGUAUAAUUUGGUUUUUUUUCAUUCGAGCGUAGAUUGCCCCCCACAGGCGAUAAUAGGUGUUUGGCCGCGUACAGUGCAGCGCGCCACGGCCGAGCGACGAUUCAAACCCCGCCCCUAGGCGUUUUUUUCCGGCCGCCGCUACGUCCGCUCGUAACACGAACGGACGGACGGACGCGCGCGUCUGCUAAACGCGCGCGGGUCGCGCCGGCGGGGCGUCUAAACGGCGGCGCGGCCGUUCCGCGCCGUACGGCCGACAGGACGUACGGCCGGAAGAACGCGUCGCGUAACAAAACGAUAAUGUAAUAAUUUAACGUGCGCGCGCGCGCGCGCGCCAUCAGUAUUCACGACCGCGGCGGACGCGUACACGGAUAAAGACGGCGGCGCGUUCGGGUACACGCGGGCACAACGGGUGUAGCGGCCGUGUACUACGGUCCCGCCCGAACGUCACGACGAUAAUAUUAAAUACCGUACCGGCGACGGCGUUUGUUUUCACCGAAUGUGCGUUACUCUUUCCUUGAUCGUCGCCGGCCGCAGCGGUCCGUCCGCGGGGGGCGGGAGGGGGGGGGGUGACUGCGCGACGGCCCCGGCUCUCUCCGCGCGCCAGCGCUCGCGCGCGUCGCACAACAAUAGAACUGACCGCCGCGGCGGCGAUAAAAUCUAACGCGCGUCCGUCCGGUGCCGCCGCGCCGUGUCGUAAAUAAAAUGGGAAACUCCCCUCCCCCUUCGCCCCCCCCCCAAACCAAACCGUACGGACGUACGCCGGCGGAGUGGGCCGGUGCCGGCGCGGCGGUCCGUAGGCAACGCGGUUACGUGUAACGAGCGUCGCGUACGUACGGUCGCCAAGAGGAGGCGGGCGGGCGGGGCGGAGCUUCCGGUGCGAUACCUGCUCGGCAUAAUAUCGUUUUCACCGAGUAGCGGCGCGGUGUCUCUGUGCGCGGGCGCGCGCUCUGCCCGCCGCCGCCGGCCGAAGAGUCCGUACCUAUAAUACGCGUACAUAAAAAUUAUAUUAUAAUACCGCCCCGCGACGCGAUAACCGUACGGUGUAUCGUACAGCGGCGCUUGUGUUGUUCUGCGGGUGCAGAACGGAACGCCUCGAUAAGUCGAACUCCAUGGGAAACGCGCGUUUUUUCGGCUAGUCGAGGUUUUAGGGAAAAAAACUUACGGCUCGGAGAGUCAUUUAAAGUGUAUGCGCGUAUUAUGGUUUCUGAUUACCGUACAGUAUAACAAUUACAGUGUUUAUUGUUGUCGUUAUUAUUUCGAAAUUAUAUUGCCAAAAAAUUAUUAGGUUGACAGUUAUGGGGCGCACGCGCCGAUUAGAUAAACGGUAAACAAUGCCGACGAAUAAUCCACAGUUUUUAUUUCGAGUAACUCGGGUUCUACUGUAUUUCUUUGAGGGAUCGAUUAAAACGCGGGUGCCUAUACCAAAGGCUAGGCAAGUUACUCAGCAACUCGGUCACUUAGUCACGUUACAAUAGUUAGGGUUACUUUUUAAAUCUGUUUGUCAUCACUUUAGUAAUCAUAAUAGUAACUCUUCAAAAAUUUACGAGUUACAGUGACCGGUUUUCGGAAGUUAACUUUCAUGAAUUGAUGUUAGAAACGAUUUUUCCAUACUAAUAGCACGUCAUCAAAAUGUUAUCACAUUGUAUUAUGAAAAAAAUCAAGGUUUUUCUUAUCCAUCAUGACACCUACGUGUCAGGAGAAAAAAUCCUCAUUUCAAGAUAUCGGUGACAAAACAAUGAAAACUAAUCUGUAACUUUUUUGAUUCAAAUAAAAAGUAACUUUACGAGUUACUCUUAUACACGUACAAAAAAACUAAAAGCGACUUACAAGUUGUAAAGUUACUGAUUUUUGUAACUCUGUAGCUAGAUGGAGCCCAUCUUUGGUGCCUAUUUAUUAACGCCUUGUUAGUUUCGGCCUGAUUUAGGUUUUAUAGGAUUGCCGAAAAUCAAACAUGCCGGUGAGUAUAAUCAAUACAGCGAUUAAUAGAUCUAUCGAGAAAUCGGGAUUUUCCUAAUUUGCUCCAGCCCGUACUUAAUUUUAGUUUUCAAUUCGUUUAUAAGUGUUCCAUAGGUGCAAAUAUGGAGGGGGGGUUGAGUAAACAAAAUAAAACAAAAAAAGAUUUAUUGAAUCCUAACGUUUCGUACAAUAUUUGAAAUAAGUUAGAUUCAAAUUAUCUCUGAAAUUUUUGAUUCAGAGACCGUUGAAUUCAGUUUCCGGUAAUAUAAAAUAGCCUUAUACGUCACAGCGCGUAGAUUCGUAAAGUUACAUUAAACGUUUUGGUUUAUUUUUCUGUGAUGUAUUCCUAGUAGGUAUCUACGCACAAUUCGAUUUAUGCGAAUCGAAUUGUGUAUACCUACAACCUACUUCUUCAAAAACUUUUUAACAAAAGACAAAAAGAGAUUUAAAAAGAAAAAAACGAUCUGCAUACCGAGUGUAUGCACUGAGAGUAAAUAAGGUGUUCAGAAGUGGAAACUAGAAAAUAUGGGUACGAUACACAGACUAAUUAUUGAAUUUAUAUCUAUACUCAACGGUAAAUCGUUGCAAACGAAAAACGAUUUUGAGCGAAGUUCUGUUAAACAUGUUUUGAAAUGCCGUCAUAUUUAAGAUUUUCAUCAAAAUAUAAACUUUAAACCCUUAUAAAAAAAAAAAGAUUAGUUCUCUCGUAUGAGAAGCAAGGAGCGUAUCGAUGACACAUAAAACACCUAUAGAUUUAUUUAAUGUUCUUUUUAGUUCGAUUUGUAUAAUACGAUAAACACAAUAAUAUGUUACACGCAGUGCUCGUUAAUAGUUAACGAAAAAACCACUUACAACACUAUAUUACAGGUUAACUUUUUGGUUACGUAACUUUCAUUUUAAAUUCUACUAUGACAAUAUUAGUAUUAGGGAUGUGUAGUUUAUGAGUGAGUCGACUGUUUUUAGUGAAUUUAAUGAAUUGAAUCAGUGUGCGCAAAUCAGCGACUCGGCAAUGCAGUACCAACACUGCAAAAUCACUAAAUCAGUGACUCGGAAAUUCAGUGCCAACACUGUAUCGGGACAACUGAACUGAGCCUGUAAAUGAGUUCAAUCAGUCAAGUCACCACUUCCGAAUUUCUGAAAUUGUCGUCUUAUCAAUAAGUUCAGUGUAAUACUGUUGUUCCUAUAGAAACACGUCCAGUUAUCGUCAAUGUGAUUUGAUUAAUUGAAUUUACAGGUUCAAACAAUAACUUGUUAAGAUACGAUUUGAUUUAUCAAUUGAGAAUUAACAAUUUGAUGAGUUGACUUGACGAGUUGACUCAUUUAAGUGAAUUUAUUCAUCAAAGUGAGUCAUAAUUCCCAUCUCUAAUUACUAUUAAGAUUCCACAAUAUGAUACGACGUGUUAUUUUUUCCCGGUCUAAUUGGUGUGAUCAGGAAGUAACUUUUUAAUUUUCUUUGUAAUAUCCAUAAUAAUGGGGAAAAUCCGGGAAAAUUGUAAUAUUCUUCACAAUAUAACGAUUACAGCUGUUAUAUGUUCGAUUUUGUUCCGUUUUCAGUGAAAAUUAAUCGUAGAGGCCGAAAAGUUCGCUGAAUACUUAUGAUACACUCUCCUAUUAUUUAGCUCUUUCCAGACAUGGUACAAUUUUCGAAACAUUAAUUAAUUUCUCGUCGUUUAUAGCUAUUAGAAUUUGUUUUUACUUUUUUUUUUUUUCUAGGUUUUUAUUUGGUUUUAUGUGAUUAAAACUGUUAUUUCGUGGGUAUUGGAACCAAUCGGCGUACAGGAUUAGCAUAGGGGUUCUCUAACAAUAUACGCUUGUACGCAGCAUUGCUGGGAGACUCGCAGAACCUUAGCCAUGCCUCUCACCCCCCCCCCGAAAAAAAACUCAUCCGAGCCCUCUAAAUCAGGCGAUUGUCGUGUAAAGACCACUCGGCACAUAACUAAUAUUGAUCAGUAGCAUUACGCGACGUAAAGCCCCGCCCGAAAUACUUGCACUGUUUGCGCCUAUACUCGUCCAGGCCGUGACAAAUCCGCCCUUGCUUGCUUCGCUAAGUAAGGGGGACCUACUGUUAUUUAUACGUACGGGUCGCGACCGCCGCAGUUAUAAACGCUACGCGCGUACAUAAUACACAAUAUUAUAGUAUUAUAUGUGCAUUUUGUUCCCGGACGUGCACAUAAACCCAUAUGGAAUGUUUUAAAACGGGGGGAAACAAAAGAGAAAUCUAAUGGUAACCUGGUAGUAUAUAGUAGUCGCCGGGUAUAAAAAAAAAAAAAAAAAAAAAAAAAACGAAACAAUGUCCGUUUCGUCAUAUCGUUGAAUAUAAUAAUAAUAUAAUAUUAUACUGAAAUUAAUUCGUAUUACAUUAUGGCGUCGGCGUCGUGCGCGCGUCCCGAAAUCCGACCGUAAAUAUUCCACGCGCGAGUCGCAUAGUAUAUUAUGACGAUGGCUCUCGGACAAUAAAAAUAUUACACACAAUUUACGAAUCGGAUAUUAUUAUUAUUAUUAUAUUGUUGUCCGUAUGAAUUAUUCGUCGCGUGUCCCCGCGGCUCCGGUGCGCAUUAUCGUGUACACUUGAUCAUACGUACCUGUAUAACGUAUUACGUACACGGUUAUAUAAAACCAUUAGAAUAUUUCGUCGAUGUUUGAAAACGGUGAGUGACUUAUACACCGCGGUUAAAACGAGGCGUCCGAUACGCGUAUAUAAUAUCUGAUAUUUUUCGGGGGGGGGGUUGAAGGGGGUCGUACACUGAUUUCCCAGAUAGAGAGAGAGACAGAGAGAGAUGCUGCUGAAUGUAAAAUGUCGACGAAUUUAUUGAAGGAAACCGCGGGAGGGGGGUCCUGAUCGCCUAAAUCCCCGUCUGCGUGCGCCGCUGUUUACACGAUAGACAUGCGAGCGUAACUAUUACAUACCUAUAUACUAUAACACACGCGCGGUUUUCGAUUUUCGAUUUUCGGUUUAGAGAUUCACAACUAUACUACUAAAAAUAGGUACCCGGUUUUGAGUCAACAACGAAGAAAACAAAUAUAAUAUGGCGGUGAAACGAGUAGACGAGUACCACACUAACCACUACCAUUGGAACGAGUUCAAAUAUUUCAUAACCGCCAUUAAUUGUCAGAAUAACACGCAUGAAGAAAUCAACAUAGGACCGAGUGCUGCUAACCAAUAAUUUUACACGUUUUAAUCAAAAUUAUACCGUCGAGGGAAAUAAUAAAACAACUGCUAUAAGUACAGCUAAUAAUGAAUAAGUUAUACCAGACCUGUGUUUACAUAAUAUGCGUAUGUCACAUGGCCCAUGGGUGACGACAAGUGUCGAUGAGGAUUAUGGAAUUAUUAUUAUAAGGAACCAACAAUGCCGAGCAAAGAUGAGUAAUCAGACUUGUCUGUAUGCGAAAUGUAUAACAGACAAUAUUCGGUAUAGUUCAUCGGAGGAAUAGCAAUAAGGACAUCCAAAAGGUUUAUGAAAUUCGCAUGAAAACAGCAUAAUUGCGCGUGGUGGUAGAGAAAAGGUCGAGGGGAAGAUUAAGUGACAGCGUUGAAAAAUUGUUAGAAAAAUCGAAAUGUAAUGGGAAUCGGCAUAUCACGAUAAAAAUCGUCGGGAGAAAGUUGUUUUGGCGGCCAUAGAGUUUAAAUGGCUCGUAGUCAAAAAAAAAUAUUAUUUAUAUUUUUAGACAAUGAAUUAUCGUGCCCGGAUCCCGGCAGUGGCGUAUUCAGAUUUUUUCGGAGUGCUAGACUGUUCACCAAAUUAUAUGGUUUUUUUUUUCUUCACGCGUUUAAAACGGGUCGUAAACUGUGCGUGAUAGCCAAUAGGUAAAUAAUAUUACACCCUGCUCAAAAAGUUUAAGUCAGACACGAGAGAAGACGAUUUAGGGGCAGAAGUUAGACAACCAAAACAACACCACACAUAUCUCGAUUUUCGUCGAGUUACACUCGUUGAUAUAUUGAUUGUGUUUGUGUCCGAUACGCGUUUACGACCGAUAGUUUUUAGCUAAAUUAUUUUUUACUGCCUACCCAAUCGUUUGACACUCAAAUACGAAUGUGAAAAUCGUAAAAUAUCCCGCGUUUUUGUUAAAUACUCAAUAGUUAAUAAUAAUUAUUAAAAGAACCGUCUCUCCCGCAAAUAUAAAAUAACGGCCGAUUAAACGCCAAUAAGAGUAAAAUUAACAUUUUUUUUUUUCUCACGAUUUUAUAGUCAUCAACAAAGGCCAAAUGAUGACGCACUACUAUAGGGUGAUGAAUAAAAAUGGCGGUUACACUUGGAUGCAGACGUGCGGUACGGUCGUGUGCAACUCGAAAAACGCCGAAGAACAGAACAUUAUUUGCGUCAACUACGUGGUCAGGUAAGUUUUGGAUUUUAUUAAAAAAAAAAAAUUUAACCCCACACGCCAAUUAGGCGUGUCCUCCCGUUUAGUAUUCACAACGUUCGCCGACUAUAAAAAAAUAAAAAUAAAAAUAUACGUAUAUAUACGCGUAACAUUAUACAGCGGACCUCGGCGGAAUAUUGAUCGCCGCCGCUAUGUACACGCCGUGUAUUACACGUUAUUAUUGUUAUGAUUAUUUAUUAUGACGAUUUCAGUGCCAGAGAAUACGACAAUUUGAUAAUGGAUUGUUGCCAAAUGGAAGAGCACAUUAGGCAGAGGGUGGUGAAACGGGAAGAGACAGGUGGAAAUGACCCGGAGAACGGUUCGCCCGACGGCGACGGAGGCGGUAAGUCGUUCGCGCCAUCGUAUUAUUAUUACACUUUAACGAUAAGAAAAAAAAAAAAAACCGUCUUCGGCGGCGGUGCUAAAAAGAUCGGGGGAGCGGCGUGGUCCGAGGACACGGGGUUCGGGCCGUUGAUUUUUUUUUCACGCCACGGACCGUCCGUGUCUCUGUGACCUACGACACCUACGACGGUGUGGUACGAAUAGGUCCGUCCCCUUGGCCGCGCCGCCGCUGACUGCGUUACCGGGGUUACCGCGACGCAGACGUGGUUUUCACCGCACCUACUUGUAUACCUACCUGCCUGUAACGUAACGGUCGCGCGUUUUUCCGCAGACGGACGAGGCGGAAAUCCGCGACGAGACCAUUUGACGCCGGCCGACUUGGACGACGGACAAUCGGCGGACGGACACGGCGACCCGACCAGAGGCCGAAAUCACGUAGACAUCACGCAACUGAACAGUACGCCUCCUGAACGACUACACGUGAGCGCAUCCGUAUAUAUAACUACGAUUUGUUACGAUAAUAAUACCUAUAUAAUGUAAUGAUUUGAGAAUUCGCCCAAAACUCAUCGCACUACCGCCACUAAACUCCUAUAUCCCCAUUGCGUCUAGUCAGGGCCGGAUUCAGGGCUGUCGAGGCUCCGGGGACAAAGAAGUCGGGGUAAAAGACUGACCAGAGACUGGCUCUCGGACGGCUAUUAGCAGGCACGGGUGAAGGGGAGGGGAGACCCGAGAAAUAGGCGCCCACAAACAAGGUUGAGGACUUUUUUUUUUUUACAUCUCAGUUGGAUUAAAAAACAUACAAUACUUAAUCUCAAGAGUAUAAAAAUUAAGUGAUGAUUAUUUUUUUUUCGCUUAUUUGUUCCGUUUUAACAGAGUAAGGCCCCGCAACCAUUAACCCGGGGGUAUGACUUUGAGAAUUUAAAACUUUUUCCUCGAAAUCGUGUUGAAUUAAUUACAAAUCGGUCCAAGUUCGAAAAGUGCCUUUAAAUUUUAAUAAAUUCGACCCUUCUAGUGAAUCAUAGUUUGUAAUUAAAAUUUUUUUUUUUUUUUUUUCGUAACAUCGCCACUACCGUAUACAUAGCAAGCGCUUGAAGUGUUCUCCUACCAAAAGACGACCACUUUCUAUUCGCUUUUUUUUUUCUGUAAAACAUCCCGUUUUUAACAUAUCCGGUUUGUUCCGUUUCAGUUGAACAACAAUACCAACGGCGGAGUGGGAGUGUUGCAGGCUAAGAAAUUGAACAACGACAAGCGAAAAGCGCACAAAAGGAAGAUAGCGGAACUAUUGCAGCCGCGAGACGAGGAGAACAGCUGUUGCAGUAGUUCGGAGGAGGAGACGGUGGGCCGAAAACAGCAUUUCGCCAGCCUCAGUCCGGCCUCGUCAUCUUGUCAGUCUACGUUGCCGCCCAGCCCAUCGAAAACCAAUGGCGACAACUGCAAGAGGCCCACAACCGACCCGAACGCCGUUAAAGAGCUCGAGCACGCCAUGUCCAAGCAUCUGCCACCGGCCACCGCCGGCGCGGACUGUAACAAGACGUCCGCCGGUACGACGCACCAACCGCCGACAGAUUUUAGUACCGACGCGCUACUCAAACAACAACAGCAGAAGAGUACCAUCCAAUGGAUCGGCGCUCAUCAGCUAGGCGCUCACCAUCACCAUCAACACCAUCACCAGCAGCAGCAGCAGCAGCAGCAGCAGCAGCAGCACCAACAACUUCAGCAACAACAACAACAGCAACAGCAACAACAGCAACAGCUCGUCGCUCAACACCAACACCACCAACAACUUCACCCCGGGACACCGAACAACCUUCAUCACCAACACCAUCACCAGGGGGCCACCGGAACGCUGCCCGCUUCCGCCCUGCUCCGGCAAAUAUACGCGAACCGCGAGUCCGUCAUUAGGGCCAACGUGCACGCGCCCAGGUCACCCGGCGGAGGCGGCGCGGGCAUCGGCGGCACGGCCGCUUACUACGCCGGCGAAAUGAGUGCGCUGCCCACGCCGCCGGGCAGCGAGGGAGGUUACGGCGAACAGCAGUUCGGCCCGCAGAAGAACGAAUUCGGCGGCGGCGGCGGUAGCCUGGUGGUACCGCCUCCGUACAACAAUUACGCGGACUAUCAUACGGCCAUGACGCCGCCGUCGUCCGUGUCGCCGCGCGACAAACACCAGCACCAGCACCAGCACCAGCAGCAGACGCAGCAGCAACAACAGCAACCGUACGACAUGUACCAGUACGGCCAUCACGCGGAGGUGACGUCGUCGGCCGGCGGCGUCGGCGGGGCGCCCGCACUGCCGUUGAAACCGCAACCGUACAACCCGGUGCCGCCGCCGCCGUCCGUGUCGCUCGAUCAUUACGAUCAAGCGGCCGCCGCAGCGGCCGCGGCGUUUUACCAUUCGGCCGCCGGCUUUCAUCUGUACCAUCCGUCCGCAGCGGCCGCGGCCGCGGCCGCCGCCAAAUCGACGAUGGCCACCGGACCGCCGCCGCCGCCGCCGUCGUCCGUGUACGCGGCCGAUUCGUUGAAGAACCAUCACCACAACUGGUACUCCACGCCCACUUAAUGGUAAAUGUCGGUAUUCGUGGUAAUCGGGCGGUAAACGCGUUUAUCGUGACCCCGCAUGCCUGCAUAAUAUUGUUAAAAUAGAUAUAGGGUACACCGACGAAUAGGGGUUGUGUACUUAUUGUUCAGAUUUUCACUGCGCUGCUGUACGUAUAUGUUCGUUUGAGACUGUAAUGUUGUCAUUAUUAUUAUUAUUAUUAUUUUUUUUUUUUUUAUACACACAUACUUAGACUUAUUAAGUGUAUACAAUAAAAUAUAGGAAUAUUAGAAAUACACUAAUCGUACGACACCGACGAUUUUAAUACUGUGUACAAUGUAACGUAUACGUACACAUCACGCCUCGACGAUCGUAGUCACGCGUAACUCGACGAUUUAUUUUUAAAACCAACACGUUUUUAUAAUACAAAUACAGUCUUGGGCAAUAAAGUAACGUAUAUUACGGGUAAAUGUAAUUAUUACGCGAUUUAAUUACAUUUUUUUUUUUUUUUUUUUACAAAGCAAUAACGGUGCAACUUGAACAAUUACAAGCGAUCUGUUAACGAUAUAAACGGUUAAAAGUUCGCCCUGUAUUAUGGCACGCCAUGACCCAGUAUUGAGGAGGCGGGGGAGGGGGGCCGAAUUUCGGGUCCACGGCGGGCGACGGGCUUCUCGUCCUCAUCAUCGUCCUAAUCGGAAACCUAUUAGUCAACCCUUAUCUAUUACUUUGAAGACAUUAAUAAAGAAUAAUGCGAAACGCUACGAGUUCCAAACCCUAAUCGUCAAUGAAUUGUAAUUGUAAUGCUUUUGUAAAGUGACUUGGCCAAGACUGAAUUCUAAAAUACGACGUGGCACGUGUUGCGUAAGUUUGGGCGUUUGCACAUGAAUACUACGCGCGUUGGACAAACUAUAAUAAUUACUUAUAUAAUAUCGUUAAGAUUACCUAUACAUACCUUUAUACGUAUUUUAACCAAAGAUAGUUUUUUUUUUUUUUUUUUUUUUGUAAGUGUUCAAUUCCAGGGGUCGUGCUGAUUUUUAAUUUUUUUUAUUCAAACGAUCACGAGUUCUAUCUAAUAAACGCCGGUUUCUCAAACUGCGGGCUAUUGUUUUCAACGAAGAUUGACAAUUUUGAUAUCUUACGUUUAUUUUAAUUUUUGGUCUGAAACGUGUUAAUCAAAACGUUAUAUAAUUAAAUAAAUCUAAAAAUUAAAUUUUGUAACAUUUACACGUUAUUCAUAAUAUAGUUUAAAAACGAUAAUUAUAAUAUCAUCAUGUCUCGUAAAUAUAACGGAACUACCCACGCUGGUAUACGUUUGUAAAUACAUAUUAUAUUAUAUUAUUUUAUACGUAAGAAUACGAAAUAGAUAAUAGAUGAUGACGAUAAUAAUAAUGUAUAUUGUGUUAAGUUAGGCAUGCGUAUUAUAAUAUUACAAAACAUCAUAUCAAAUUUAUUUUUAAAAAAGGUGCCGAAGACAUCGAUUUAUUUCAGUCGCGCACUCAUUUGUAUUAAUCGUAAUUCACUGGUUAGUUUUCGAGGUGUAUUCGCUAUGUAGUUUUAAUCCGUUUGUAAGCGUAAAUAUUAACAAUACGAUUGAGAAUAUUACUUUUCACAAUAAUUAAUUUUUUUUUUUUUUUUUUUUAUAUAUAUACACAUAUAUAAUAUAUAAAUGGAAAUUGUGCAUUUUGAAAAUGCGUUAGAUACUUAGUUAAUAUUAUUUCAUUAUUAUUAUUUUACGUUGGCUCAAUUAAAUUGUACAUAUGUAAUUUUUUAUAUACAUAUAUAUUAUAUGUAUUAUGUAAUAUAUUAUAUUACUAUUAUUAUUAUUAUUAAAUAUUAUUA